Messenger RNA from Saccostrea cuccullata (small rock oyster), 1148 nucleotides. RefSeq lists its product as uncharacterized. The record is from RefSeq and is a predicted model, not a curated record. The coding region runs from base 258 to 683 and encodes 141 amino acids. Lineage: Eukaryota; Metazoa; Mollusca; Bivalvia; Ostreida; Ostreidae. The transcript has 3 exons.
ACUCUAUAGUAGGCUUUGUGAAUUAAGGAGUGUUUGGUUUUUAUAAAUUGAAAGCUAUAUCUCUUAAAAUAUAUCAAACUUUAUUUGAUUAACAAUAAUCGCUAUUUUACUUUUUUUCUUGCGGAAAUGUAAUGAAGAAUGAGUCAGUUGAAAAGUAAAUCGACGAGAAGAUAUUCAGACAUGCGCAGAAGCUGUAGAAGAAUUGCUACGCUAAAAGACAGCUGUAUAAACAUAUCAUUUACAGCAGCUAAACAAGUAUGGAAGUUUUCCGAUUUUUACGAUCUGAUGAAGAUCUUAAGAAAGGCCUUUCUGCGAAAGACCCAGAUGCCAACGUCAGUGUAGAGAAGCAUGUGGUAUCAGGAACGGAUGAUGGAUUUAAGUCGCAGUUUAUUUCGUGUUGCAAGACACUUAAAGCUGCUCUUAUAUUUGCCAAGAAAAGUCAUACAUAUCCAAAACGGAUUGUAAAGAUAAAGAUACGCCCAUCUAUCAACAUAUUGGACCUUACAAUUCCAGACAAUCAAAUGAAAUAUUUUCCAUUUAACCAAAAAGCCAAAAAUUAUGCCAACAAAUUUAAAGAGGUUCUGAUCCUAGGCGAUGUUCCUCCAAAUUCGCUUGCCCCACCCGACGGUUGGUCCAGCGUUCAUAUUCCAGACGCAGCUUGGCUCCUUGUAGAAGGACUGUGAUAUAAAUGCAAUAUUCGGUAAUACUUUCAUUUCCAACCAUUUUCUAUGCAUGUGAUUUCUCUUUAAAUACCCCUCUUUAAGGGGAGGUCAUGUCUGAGACAUUUUUAUCCAAUUUCUUAUUGAUUUUUAAACCCAUUUUGACUUUGUCACUCGUAUACUGCAUUGUGACCGAACUUGUAAUUUCCCGGACUUGUUUCCUUUUUUCUGAAGGUCCUUUUUUAUAGUUUGAAAAAAUGAACAGGUCGAGGGGUGAAAAGAACUGGCGAAUAUAGUUGAUGUGACAGAAUAUUAACUUUCUAUUUAUCCCAAAACUCUUUAUCUAUUCUUGACAUGUGGGUUUGAAUGUUGUCGUGAAGAUAAUCAAUGUAGCAGAUUCCUGAUUUUGGCGCCUUCCUCUCAUAAACUCUUUGAAUUUUUACAAAAUUGUGCUUUCUAGACUCGUCAAGAAAUUAAACGAAUAAGAGU